Mesocestoides corti is the source of this 1008-nucleotide messenger RNA. NCBI's taxonomy places the organism in Eukaryota, Metazoa, Platyhelminthes, Cestoda, Cyclophyllidea, Mesocestoididae. The record is from the annotation of a GenBank genome assembly.
AUGGCGUUGUCACUCAAGGUUGGUGUGAUGUAUGCUAAACAACUGGCCGUGACCCACAAGCUUCCUAUUAUCCCAAUACACCACAUGGAAGCACAUGCCCUGACAGCCAUGCUAACAGAUGAAAGGUUGGUUUGUAAAUUUAAUGACCAUUUUAGCUUGAAUUUCCCAUACCUCGUUUUAUUGGUGAGCGGUGGACAUUCAUUACUUGCUGUUGCCAAGGAUGUAGAUGACUUUCUCCUUCUCGGCACUUCUCUUGAUAUUUCUCCUGGUGACUGCUUAGAUAAGAUUGCUCGACGUUUGCGUCUUUCUGCGAUCGGUAAUGGUAUCUACAGUCAAAUUCCCGGUGGUAUGGCUGUUGAAUUAAUGGCUCGUACAAGCAAAAAUCCAACUGCUUAUCCAAUGCCGACUCCGAGAAGUGUAAACCGCGAUUGCGACUUCUCAUUUUCCGGCAUCCGUUCAGCAGCCGAUAGACUCAUCAACCGCCUCGAAAAGGAGAACGGUGGAGUUAUAUCAAUGGAAGAUAUUGCUUCGAUUUGCUCCUCUUGUCAGACAGCCGUGACCAGGCUUUUCUGUCGGCGACUUCAGAGGGCGAUUGAGUACUGUAUCCUUGAGCGUCACCUGCCACCAUCCGUCAAAAUUCCAGCCUCAUCAUGGCCUACUCCUCGAGUUCCCUCAAAUCCUGAUCCCGCAGCGGCUGCUUUGGUUUUAUCUGGCGGGGUGGCAAGCAACACGUUUAUGCGAACCGAACUCGCCAAGGUGGCCACCCAUUACGGAAUGCGGCUUGUUGCGCCUCCUCCUCGGCUGUGCACUGACAAUGGUGUCAUGAUUGCAUGGAAUGGUGUCCUCCUUCACUCCAGGGGCAAGCGCCUUGAGUGUGACCCCAGCAUGAUUGACUUUACUCCAAGAGCACCACUCGGUAAGGACAUCCGCUCCCUCGUUUCGGAGGCUUGCAUCAGGAUAAAGCCCCUUCCAGUUGCGCGGGCCAGACCACCGAAUAAGAAUCCGUAG